Molecule: messenger RNA, 5337 nt
Organism: Vigna umbellata (rice bean)
Lineage: Eukaryota; Viridiplantae; Streptophyta; Magnoliopsida; Fabales; Fabaceae
Product: ATPase E1-E2 type family protein / haloacid dehalogenase-like hydrolase family protein
Biological process (GO): phospholipid translocation
Cellular component (GO): plasma membrane
Molecular function (GO): ATPase-coupled intramembrane lipid carrier activity; ATP binding; ATP hydrolysis activity
Source: RefSeq, a predicted model, not a curated record
UUAUCAUUAUUUCCAAUUACACCUCAUUGUUCUUAAUAUUAUACAAAAUUAGUUUUCUACUUAGUUGUUUCUUCUUCUUCUUCAAUGCAUUAAUUAGCUAUGAAGCUUCCUCUGGAGAGAGAAAGAGGGAGAGAGACUUGUCUCUCACCAUUGACGAGCUCCAUAGCUUUCCCGCGAAAUGGAGAAGAAACAUAACAAAAUUAUCUCUCUCUAUAUAAAAAUAAAAAUUUUACAACGUUUCUUUUUUAAAUUGUAAUUUAUAAUUUUCUUCCCUACCUUAAACUUUGGAUGCCCCUUUUUUCCAUGGCACUGUGGAGAAGUGGCGCAAAUUUGAAUUCUUCUGAAUGGUAAUGCGCGUCCAGGGAGAGAUGUGAGAUCCAAUCCGAGUCUUUAUUCGACGCAGUUAUUGACAUUUUCUUCGCCAUCACCACAGUUAUUCUUCUUGUGAAUGUUUCACUCUUUGAGGAAUUAUCAAACAUGGUGAAUUUUCACUCGUUGCUAUUGGCUUCUUCGAACAUUCUCUUCCCAAGUUGAUUCCUUGACCGUUUUCUGGGCACCCUUUGACGUGUCUGUUUCUGGGUGUUAUCUGUUUUCUGCAUAUAUAUUAUGUACUUGGUGCUUUUGCUAAACAAUAUACGGAUAUUCGAGCAUCUCUGAACCUUUCUGUUAUUUUGGUUACAGCUUUUGUAACUUCGUUUUCCUUCUUCUUCUGCGAUCAGCCUUUCUUCUUCACUUUUGGGUUGUUGGUUUGAUUUGUUUUCUUUCGUUUCGUUGACCCUUAAUUGGGUUGAGGGGUUUUGAGUUUUUGGUGUUUGGAAUUAUGGUUGUGCUUGAAGGAGGAUUGUGGUAGGGUGCAUUGAGGGUUUUAUUUUUAUUAUAUUUGGAAAUUGGACAGUGAGCUUGAAUUUGACAAGAACUUGGAGGAGGUUGUUAGUUUUGGUAGUUGCUGUCUUUGGUAGUUGGUGUUUAGAGGUGGAGCAAGUAGUUCAUCUUUCUAAGGGUCUUCUUCUUCUUCUUUGUUGUUGUUGAGGAUAUUGGUAAUUGAAUGGUGGACUUGGGGAGGAAAAGAAUGAAGGGAGAAAGGAGAAGGAAGUUGCGGCUUAGCAAAAUCUAUUCAUUUGCAUGUGGGAAACAAUCUCUCAAGGAGGAUCAUUCGCAGAUAGGAGAAAGAGGGUAUUCCAGGGUGGUGUUUUGUAAUGAACCAGAGACCUUUGAGGCUGGGAUAAGGAGUUACGCUGAUAAUUCUGUGAGCUCUACAAAGUAUAACCUUGCUACUUUCUUGCCUAAGUCCCUUUUUGAGCAGUUUAGGAGGGUGGCUAAUUUCUAUUUUUUGGUUACUGGCAUCUUGGCCUUCACAGAACUUGCUCCUUAUACUGCUGUCAGUGCUAUCCUUCCUCUGAUUAUUAUCAUUGGAGCAACUAUGAUCAAAGAGGGUAUUGAAGAUUGGCGAAGGAAACAGCAGGAUAUGGAGGUGAACAAUAGAAGAGUUAAAGUGCAUACAGGGCAAGGAAAUUUUGAAUAUACUGAGUGGAAGAAUCUGAAGGUGGGGCAUAUAGUGAAGAUAAUGAAGGACGAAUUCUUUCCUGCAGACCUCCUACUGCUUUCUUCCAGUUAUGAGGAUGCAUUCUGCUAUGUUGAGACCAUGAACUUGGAUGGCGAGACAAAUUUGAAGUUAAAACAAGGGUUGGAAGUAACUUCUUCCUUACACGAGGACUUUCAAUUAGGUGAUUUUAAAGCAACAAUCAAAUGCGAAGAUCCAAAUGCAAAUUUAUAUUCAUUUGUUGGGAACAUGGAGUAUGAAGAACGGCAGUAUCCUCUUUCUCCUCUGCAACUUCUUCUGAGGGACUCUAAACUUCGUAACACAGACUAUAUAUUUGGAGCUGUCAUCUUCACUGGUCAUGACACAAAGGUAAUUCAGAAUUCCACUGAUGCCCCUUCAAAGAGAACAAAGGUUGAGAAGAAGAUGGAUAGGGUUAUCUACUUCAUGUUUUGUAUUGUGUUUCUAAUGGCGUUUGUUGGAUCCAUUUUCUUUGGCAUUGCAACUAGAGAUGACUUGGACAAUGGAGUGAUGAAAAGGUGGUACCUAAGACCAGAUGACUCUACAAUUUUCUUUGAUCCUCAAAGAGCACCAGCUGCUGCUAUAUUACAUUGUUUCACAGCCUUAAUGUUAUAUGGUUUCUUCAUUCCCAUCUCAUUGUAUGUUUCAAUAGAAAUUGUCAAAGUUCUUCAGAGCAUCUUCAUCAAUCAAGAUAUCCAUAUGUACUAUGAAGAUGCAGACAAACCAGCCCAUGCCCGUACUUCAAACUUGAAUGAGGAACUUGGCCAAGUUGAUACAAUACUUUCUGAUAAAACUGGAACUCUGACCUGCAACUCGAUGGAGUUCAUCAAAUGUUCCAUUGCUGGGGUGGCGUAUGGCCGUGGUGUUACAGAGGUUGAGAAGGCUAUGGAUAGAAAGAAUGGUUUUCCUUUGAUUGACGAUUCAAGGGACUCGCCUGUCAGAAAUGCUCCCAUCAAAGGAUUUAACUUUACAGAUGAAAGGAUAAUGAAUGGAAAUUGGUUUAACGAGCCUAAUGCAAAUGUUAUUAAGAAUUUUUUUCACUUAUUGGCAAUUUGCCAUACAGCCCUACCUGAAGUUGAUGAAGAUACAGGAAAUGUCUCAUACGAAACUGAAUCUCCAGAUGAAUCAGCAUUUGUGAUUGCAGCAAGAGAAAUUGGUUUUGAAUUCUAUAAAAGGACUCAGACUAGUUUAUCAAUCUAUGAAUCGGAUCCAGUUUCUGGUGACAAAAUUGAACGGACAUACAAGCUUCUCAAUGUUUUAGAAUUCAAUAGCUCAAGGAAGCGAAUGUCAGUGAUUGUGGAAGAUGAAGAAGGGAGAAUUUUGUUACUCUGUAAAGGUGCUGACAGUGUCAUGUUUGAGAGGCUUGCCAAGGAUGGGAGGGAGUUUGAGGAGAAAACCUUGGAACAUGUACAUGAGUAUGCUGAUGCAGGUCUAAGGACUCUAAUUCUGGCAUAUCGUGAACUUGAUGAAAACCAAUACAAUGAGUUUAACAAUAACUUUUCUGAAGCAAAAAAUUCAGUUAGUGAAGAUCGGGAAACACUGAUUGAGGAAAUAUCAGAUAAGAUCGAAAGGAAUCUAAUCCUUCUUGGGGCCACUGCUGUAGAGGACAAGCUCCAAAAAGGGGUUCCUGAUUGCAUUGACAAGCUUGCCCAAGCUGGAAUUAAGAUCUGGGUUUUGACUGGGGAUAAAAUGGAGACUGCCAUCAAUAUUGGUUUUUCUUGUAGUUUACUAAGACAAGGAAUGAAACAAUUUAUAAUUCAAUUGGAAACUCCAGAAAUUAAAGCAUUGGAGAAGGCUGGAGACAAGGUGGCUAUUGCUAAGGCUUGUCAAGAAAAUAUCCGCCAUCAAAUAUCUGAAGCUUCUCAGCAGCUGACUGCCUCCAGAGGAACUUCUCAGCAAGCAUUUGCUUUAAUUAUUGACGGAAAAUCACUUUCUUAUGCACUAGAGGAUAAUAUGAAGAGCAUGUUUUUGGACCUUGCAAUUCGUUGUGCAUCAGUUAUCUGCUGCCGUUCCUCACCAAAGCAGAAGGCACUGGUCACUAGACUGGUAAAAUCUGGUACUGGUAAAACUACAUUAGCUAUUGGUGAUGGUGCUAAUGAUGUUGGAAUGCUUCAAGAAGCAGAUAUCGGGAUUGGAAUCAGUGGCGUUGAAGGAAUGCAGGCGGUUAUGUCUAGUGAUAUUGCAAUUGCACAGUUCCGUUAUUUGGAAAGGUUGCUUCUUGUUCAUGGACAUUGGUGUUACCGAAGAAUCUCAUCAAUGAUAUGCUACUUCUUCUACAAAAACAUCACAUUUGGGUUUACUCUAUUCUUAUAUGAGGUGUAUGCAUCGUUCUCUGGGCAACCGGCAUACAAUGACUGGUUUUUGUCAGUCUAUAAUGUAUUCUUUUCGUCACUUCCUGUGAUUGCUCUUGGAGUCUUUGACCAGGAUGUGUCUGCUCGGUAUUGUCUGAGGUUUCCUAUAUUAUAUCAAGAAGGCGUGCAAAAUCUUCUCUUUAGCUGGCGGAGAAUUUUCAGCUGGAUGCUAAAUGGCUUUAUAAGUGCCAUAAUAAUUUUCUUUUUCUGCACAAAAGCAAUGGAAAUUCAAGCCUUUGAUGAGCAGGGAAGAACUGCUGGCAGGGAUAUACUCGGAGCAACAAUGUACACUUGUGUGGUUUGGGUUGUGAACUUGCAAAUGGCUGUUGCUAUAAAUUACUUCACCUUGAUUCAACACAUUUUCAUCUGGGGUUCCAUUGCUCUCUGGUACCUUUUCCUCCUGGCAUAUGGUGCAAUGUCUCCCAGCAUUUCAGGAAAUGCUUACAAAGUCUUCAUUGAAACUCUUGCUCCAUCGCCCUCCUUCUGGAUUGUGACAUUGGUUGUCGUGAUCUCAACACUCAUCCCAUACUUCUCUUACUCAGCAAUACAGAUGAGGUUCUUUCCCAUGUAUCACGAAAUGGUACAAUGGAUAAGGCAUGAGGGAAAGACAAAUGAUCCUGAAUUCGUCGCUAUGGUGCGGCAAAGAUCACUGCGGCCAACAACUGUCGGUUCAACGGCUCGCUUGGUGGCUAAGGAUAAUGACUUCAAAGACAGUUCAACUAACCAUAGAUAGUAUAUGUUGACAUAUUUGUUUCAACAGUGGAAUGAUGCGUAGUUUGUGUUUACCACCUUUGUUGUGCAUAGAUUCACGAAAUUGCUUACAGGCUCCUCUCAACCAGAAAGCAAUGUUGCUUACAUCUACUUCCUUGGUAAUGGCACGGUGCACAUAACCAAACCAUCAUUUGGCUGUCAAAUUUGGCAAAUGAAUAAAACGUAUACCUCAUUUUUUGGCCAUUUGAGGCUGUAAGUGUUAAUUUAUAGUUUGUUUUUUGUAUCAUAGAUUGUAGCAGUUACCGUGUACAGCUUGAAUUCUUUGUAAAAUUAUAUAGCAUAGCUUCUUAUUAUAGAAAUCAGUUCCUUCAUUCCUUUUCAGUAAUUCUUCUGUUGAACCUAUCAUCUUAGAAAUGCCUUCAUUACUCCUUGAUUUUCUUCAUUUCUGUUUUCUUCAUUUUUUGUAAAUAAUAGAGAAAUGUAAUGUGUGAAAUGCUACUCACUUUUAUAUCUCUGGUUUUUGGGAAGCCUCAAAAUAGAUGUAUGAUCAGAAUUGUGGCCUGAACUAUUUGAACCUUUUAUUAUCAGAAUCAUAACUGAUAAGUUCCUUCCACUAGUUUUAUCUCCAAACUCUUUUACUUUCCUGCCUUUAGUUCUUAGAAAUCCAUUCAACACUUUCAUGCUCGCUCUUUAUUCGUUCAUAAAACUGUUCUUUGC